Molecule: messenger RNA, 1341 nt
Organism: Fusarium fujikuroi IMI 58289
Lineage: Eukaryota; Fungi; Ascomycota; Sordariomycetes; Hypocreales; Nectriaceae
Product: related to 1-aminocyclopropane-1-carboxylate synthase
Exons: 6
Coding region: 1-1341 (446 amino acids)
Biological process (GO): amino acid metabolic process; biosynthetic process
Molecular function (GO): transaminase activity; pyridoxal phosphate binding
Source: RefSeq, a predicted model, not a curated record
AUGGCACCUUCAAGGGCAACGCUCUCAAAGAGAGGAGAGGUAUUCGCGACACCAACGAGCAAGAUGCCGAUGCUGGAUGUAGUCAACGACCUAUGGCACGCAGAAACAAACCCUGAAGGAUACAUCAGUCUCGGAGUCGCUGAGAAUACAUUGAUGCACAAAGAACUGAUUCAACACAUCACCCAGAAUUUCAGUCUCGAUAGUCAUGCUCUAACAGCCGGUGAUGGGUUCGCUGGCUCUCAUCGUCUACGAAAUACCCUCGCAAGAUUCAUCAACCGCCACUUCAGCCCAUUUGAAGACAUCUCCAAAGAUCAAGUCAUUGUCACCUCGGGUGUAGGCCAGGCAAUCGAGCUCAGUGGCUUCGCGCUCUGCGACAAAGGUGAUGGCGUUUUGCUUUCGCGACCGCACUAUGGAAACUUCCCUAUCGAUCUGAGCUAUAGAGUUGAAGCCAAGAUUGUCGGUGUCUCAUUUGGAGAUGUAGAUCCCUUUAGUAUUGAGACGGUUACUUAUUAUGAGAAAGCCUUGGAAGAAGCUGAAAAGCAAGGAAUCCGGGUCAGAGUGUUCUUGCUAUGCAACCCCCAUAACCCCUUAGGUCGAUGUUAUACCCCCGAGGUUCUGAAAGCGUAUAUGCAAUUCUGCCAGAAGCAUAACCUACACCUCAUCAGUGACGAGGUAUAUGCUCUGUCGGUCUGGAAGAACCCAGAAGCCCCUGGCGCACCGGACUUUACUUCAGCUUUGGCUGUCAACUCGGAUGGCCUGAUUGAUAGAGAUCUGCUGCAUGUCCUAUGGGGAAUGGGCAAGGACUUUGGCUCCUGCGGUCUCAGGAUAGGCUGCCUCAUCAGUCGAAAUGAAGCGUUUCUACGAGCUUGCGAAGCAAACUCUUACUUCUCUGGCCCUUCAUCUCUAGCUGACCUCGCGACCGCACGUGUUCUUUCCGACGAUGCAUUUAUCGAGAACUACGUUAAGACAAAUCGAUUCCGACUGGCAGAGAACUAUGAGCUGACAACCGAGUUUCUCAAGAGUCGAAAGAUUCCCUACAAACAAGGAUCCAAUGCGGGAUUGUUCGUCUGGGCUGAUCUAUUCCAGCCCUUGCGCGCACAGAUCGACGUUACUUUGCAGAAAGAACACAGAGAAGAUCUUGACAGAGGACAGAGGACUCUUGAAUCGAGUCUGCAAGACACCUUGUUAAAGCACAAGAUCUUCUUGGCUCUCGGUGCUGAUUUUGGAAGCGAUGUACCUGGCUGGUUUCGAAUCGUGUUUGCUCAUGAAAAGACAUAUCUGCACUUGGGUCUGGGGCGCAUGAUCAAAGCUAUUGAAGCUUUCCGUGGUCAGCUUGAGUAG